Messenger RNA from Phaeoacremonium minimum UCRPA7, 1998 nucleotides. Its product is annotated as putative cell division control protein 1 protein. The record is from RefSeq and is a predicted model, not a curated record. Bases 1 to 1998 code for a protein of 665 amino acids. Gene Ontology annotation, biological process: GPI anchor biosynthetic process. Gene Ontology annotation, cellular component: endoplasmic reticulum. The transcript has 2 exons. NCBI's taxonomy places the organism in Eukaryota, Fungi, Ascomycota, Sordariomycetes, Togniniales, Togniniaceae.
AUGCGCAGGUUGCUUAGCUUUCCCCACCUGCUCGUUAUGGCCUGGGUAUUUGUGCUGCUCUGGGGCGAGAGAUGGGUCUUCCACACGCGGGUCGAGAGUUGUCACUGGAGCAAUUGGGAGAAAUGGCCGGCGGGCGCGAACCCUCACCACCUCAUCUUCGUUGCCGACCCCCAGAUCAUCGACCCGAAGUCGUAUCCCGGCCGGCCGUGGCCGCUGAACCCCCUGACCGUCCAGAUCACCGACAACUACCUCCGGCGAUCCUACAACCAGCUGCAGAGCCAGCUACAUCCAGACACUGUCUUCUUCCUGGGCGAUCUAUUCGAUGGUGGGAGGGAAUGGAAGACGGCGCAUGGCGACUUUAGAGACCCGGAGUGGAACCACCGACCGGCCGGCGAGAAGAGCCACGCGAAAAGCUGGAAGAAGAAGUACGGCGAGGGCUUCUGGCUGCGGGAAUACGCGCGUUUUGGGGAUAUCUUCUUCGAUCCGUGGAACGAUGCUGGACCGGACGCGGGGAAGGGGCAGCGUGGACGGAAGCUGAUUGCCAGUCUGCCCGGAAACCAUGACCUCGGCUUCGGCUCCGAGGUUAAAGCACCGGUGAGGGAUCGGUUCGAGGCGUACUUUGGAGACGUGAACAGGGUGGAUGUAAUUGGAAAUCACACCUUCGUGUCCGUGGACACGGUAUCAUGGAGCGCAGCCAGCUCGGACGAGACGGCCAUGGCUGAUCUACGGCCGAUAUACAUGCCGACGCAGAUGUUCCUGGAUGAUGUGCAGUCUACGAAACGAAAGGCCGUGGAGAAGGAGCUACGGUUCCAACGCGGUCAAGUUGAAGAAGUGGCGUUUAAUCACAAGAUUGAAGAUCUAGAAAAGGCAGACUUCAAGGAUAUGCCGACAUUAGACCCAGGCGAGGGAAAGGCGGAACUACCCACAGUUCUACUUACUCACGUCCCGCUAUAUCGGCCCCCAGGAACUCCCUGCGGGCCUCUACGAGAACACUGGCCUCCGGCCAAGCCGCCGAAGGGACAGACGGAGCCUGUGUUUCCCGACCAUCGCAACGCCAUUACAGUUGCGAAAGGAUACCAAUAUCAAAAUGUACUGGGCGAGGCGGACUCAGCCAAGCUGGUAAAGCAGGUGGGGAACGUGAUUCACGCCUUUUCAGGCGACGAUCACGAUUACUGUGAGCUUACGCACGCCGCGAACCAGGGCGGUGUCAAGGAGAUCACUGUCAAGAGUAUCAGCAUGGCCAUGGGCGUGCCCACACCCGCCUUCCUGAUGGUCAGCAUGUACAACCCCGUAGACGCAGACGGGAAGCCUCUUCCCGGUGCGCCGACCACGACCCUGCAGACACACCUGUGCCUUCUGCCAAACCAGAUCUCUACAUACAUGCGAUACGGCCUAUUCGCCUUCGUCUGUAUUGUAAUACUAGCUAUCCGGGCGUCCUUAGUACCGCUGCUCAAACUGCAGCCCUUCGCGCUCGACAUGCCUGGCCCCAGAGAAAACGUGUCUAUCCUGCCCACGUACAGCAAGGCUAAGGUCGAUGACUACGACAGGCAUAGACACACCUCCGGCACCGGCUACAGCGCCUCCCACUUCCUCUCCGGGGCGCCGCCCAACGCCGCGGCGACCGUCAAGAGCAACGGCACGCGCGACCGCAGCUCCUCGCUCGGCUUCAAGCCCAACGGCCACCAGCACCACCACCAUCACAAGGGCGACGGCGCCUCCUCCGGGAAGCCGAGGUCGUACGGCCGCGCGGCGGGCGGCCGCUGGGGGUGGGGCGACGGGCCGAAGAUCCAGAUUGGUGGUGUGGGUGAUGAUGAUGACGACGAGGACGACGGGUACGCCUACGACGGCGGAAAGUCCCGCGGCGUGGGCACGUGGCGCGCGGCCAAGUCGAGGUCCAGGACGACGGUCGCUGUUGUGGUGCGCGAGAUGUGGACGACGAGCUGGCGCGUGGCGUGGAUGGCGCUGCUGUUCCUGGCGUAUCUGACCUGGAAGGGUUGA